UGAGCUUCAACCAGUAGUUCUUUCACGAAUGUCAGAGACAUGCAUGAGACUCUCAUCCACGCUUUGACGAUCAUGCACAGCUGAAACAUGGACCUGCUUUUGGUUCUUCUAAUUGUCAGAUGAGAUAAUUCUACCUUUUAAAAAACCAAACCACUAAAAAAGACUUGCAUUUAAGUCCACCAUCCAUGGAUGACAGCAGUGCGUCAGCGCCUUUGUACUGGAGAUCAAAACCCCUGGGGAAGGUGAGGCGACGGGUUCAAGACCUCCGAAUCCCUUCCCCCUCUUGCUAUGACUUCAUAGCCAGCAGACCGGCGUUGGACCUGAGCCAUAACGAGAGCGCCCGGCUGGCAGUGGACUCCCUUCUGAGCCACGGCUUAGAGGGAUACCACGAGGUGUUGAACGCAGAGGGAGAAGUGGACUUUCUGUCACAGCUGGAGAAGAUUUACAUCCUGGAAAAUGGGAGGGAUGGAAAUACAGGUUCUGAUCCUGGUGCGUCUGAUGAAAGUGCUACUGAGUUUGACAGCUUGUCUACUGGGUCCCAGUCUGCCACACAAUGUCCUGCAGUGUCCACAGACAGUGAUCCCAUUUUGGCAGGUUUGGACCUGAGGGGGCAAAAAGAUGUAAGGCAGACUGACCCUGCCCUGGAUAAGCCAGAUGUUGAGGUUUAUUUUAAGUUUGACAACAGGGCAGCCAGCAUGAAAGACCUGGUCAGAGAGUUCAUCACCAAGGCUGGAAUGGCCCUGGCCAUAGUGAUGGACAACUUCAGUGACGUAGAGCUGCUCUGUGAUCUUCUCGAGGCGAGCAGGAAGAGGAAUGUGUCUGUUUAUCUGCUGCUGGAUCAUCUUCACCUGAACCUGUUUGUGAGCAUGUGGCAGGAACUCAAACUCAACAGCAAAAACUUUCCUGUGAGUCUGUUCAUCUUCCUCUUUCCACCCCCUGCCUGUCUGAGCCUUGCUGCAUUCUUUUUGGUGUGUGCCAAGACAGGCAGGAAGCUGACUGGUGAGAUUGCUGAGAGUUUUAUCAUCUCUGACUGGACUGAGGUGCUGACUGGCUCAUACAGUUUCUCCUGGCUGUCCUGGCAGACCCAUCGUAGUCUUGCUGUUCUUGUAAAGGGCAGCGCAGUCACACCUUUCCAUCAGGAAUUCCUCAGGCUACAUUCCAGCUCCAAACCAAUCCUCGGCUUUGAUACUUUUAUCACAGUGCCUCACACUCUCCCUCUUUACACCACAUUACAUGCAGCUGAAAGCACUUACAAUGAUCCCAGUAAGUCAAAACCAAGCCCGACCAAAACAAUAUGCCCCAGGGCUCAGAAGGAAGAUGGUCAAGACACUCAAACAAAAGCAAAAAUGCCAGUUUUAUCCAAUUCACAGAGUGCAGAAUUGGAGUGUAGCAAGGGUAAGACCCAACCUCUACACAGAGCAGGCGCUGGUACACAAAUGCAUGAAAAUCCUCCACAAUUGUGCCUAAAACCUCUUAUUCAACCAGGGGCACUGCAGAGUGUAUCUGUGGGAGAGCAUACAAUAGGAGCUGUCUGCACACAGCUUGGAGCACAAACACAUGUGGAGUUUCUGGAGAAGAAUCAACCCCAGAUCCAGAGUCACUCAAACCCUCUCAGUCAGCCCCAUGUCUCAAAUGUUCAGUCUCACCACUUCAUCGCCGCUACAGCUGAGAAGAAUACGAGGGCUCAAGAGUCAAACCCUCUACACACUGCUUCCCCAGCACACGAUCAGCACAGGAUUUUCAGCUAUCAAUCAACUUUCAGGACUAAUCUCGAGCACCCUUAUGUGGGUACUGAAGGUCUUUUCUUUCACCAAAGGAAUAGGAACAGAUUGACAGAGCAUUCUGGGAUUGCUGCAGGUCUAGACACACAAAGACGACAAUGGAACUACUUACUUAACUUUAAACCAAAGGCUGACUUUCUAUCUGAUAAUCCCAAAGUCCUGUCUCCUUUCACAUUACAGCAAAAACAAGCAAAGACAGACCUGUGGCUUCCUUUAACCUACCCGAGGGGACACACAUCUGUGCUACAAACUCAAGUGUCCUCUCUAGGAACCAGGAGGCAAGAUCACCCCCAGAGGCAUCACCAACCCUCCCUCCAGUUGCACCAAGCCACAGAGGCUCCAGGUUCAAAGUCAGCAUCAUCAGCCCUGGGAGCUCAUUUUAAACCUCAGCUCCAGUCAGACUCCAAGUUGUUCUUACCAGGUACAGGAGCCACACAACAUCUACAGCCCCACUCUUCCCAGCAGGCGAGGCCCCCUCCAAGACUAAUCUGGAUGAGCCAGAGUCGCACUGAAAGACCCAGACCUGUGGCUCGCCACAGCUCCUUCAGCACCACCUACGGGACGGGACAGCAAACGGACGGACAGGUGGGCUGGAGGCCGUUUCAUAGCAGCAUGAAUACAUCAGCAGGGAGGAGCCAGAGCAUGGCUGACAGACAAUUAGCAGGCCUUAAUCCAAACAUAACCAAGCAAUAUACAGACUAAGUUGAUCUUUAAAGUAUAUUCUACUGUUUAAAACAUAUAAAAUAUAUUUUACUGUUUAAAAAAAUAUAUGAAAUUAUAUAAAAUGAGUGUAUUUUGUCUACAGAAUUAUGAGUUAAGACUGAUGUGUGAACUAUUUUUAGAGCAUCAACCUUUGUGUGAUUUGUGUGUAGCACUUAAAAAAUGUUUUAUAUUUUUUUCUUAAAAACAAAAUGAUUUAAUUUUUGCUCAGUAAAUGUUUAAAAGCCUAUACAAUUGUGUCAAAAAUGUGAUAGUUUUUUAACAGAAUAUUCGGUUGACUUUGUCGUGUUCCUAUUCAAAAGCCCUGCAAACCCACACAGGU
Molecule: messenger RNA, 2823 nt
Organism: Perca fluviatilis (European perch)
Lineage: Eukaryota; Metazoa; Chordata; Actinopteri; Perciformes; Percidae
Exons: 6
Coding region: 186-2483 (765 amino acids)
Biological process (GO): epidermal growth factor receptor signaling pathway
Source: RefSeq, a predicted model, not a curated record